CCGGGGGACAUCAUCGCCGCGGGCACGGGAUACAUGAGGGGCCACGGCACCUACGUGGAGGACGAGAAGCUCGUCGCCUCGGUGGCCGGCGUCGUGGAGAGGGUCAACAAGCUGGUGUACGUCAAGGCGCUGAAGACAAGGUACAACGGCGAGGUCGGUGACAUCGUCGUGGGGCGCAUCACCGAGAGAAGGAGAUCAGCAGAAGAUGAGCUUGCAAUGAGGGACUAUUUGCAGGAAGGGGACCUCAUCAGCGCAGAAGUGCAGUCUGUGUUUUCUGAUGGGGCCGUGUCACUGCACACCCGGAGCCUGAAAUAUGGGAAGCUUGGCCAAGGUGUGCUUGUUCAGGUCUCCCCCUCGCUCGUGAAGCGCCAGAAGACUCAUUUCCAUGACUUGCCCUGUGGUGCCUCUGUGAUCCUGGGCAACAACGGCUUCAUCUGGAUCUACCCAACACCAGAGCAGAAAGAUGAAGAGGCUGGGGGCUUCACCACCAACCUGGAGCCUGUCCCCUUGUCUGACCGGGAGGUGAUCUCACGGCUCCGGAACUGCAUCGUGGCUCUGGUUACUCAGAAGUUGAUGCUCUUUGACACCAGCAUCCUGUAUUGCUAUGAAGCAUCCCUUCCCCAUCAGAUCAAAGACAUUCUCAAACCAGAGGUGAUGGAGGAGAUCGUGCUGGAGACUCGACAGAGGUUGCUGGAUCUGGAGGGAUAGGACAGAAGUGGUCAUUUGAAGUCCCACUAUGGCAGCUUUUGAUUCCCAGUAUUUUUUUCAGUA
Molecule: messenger RNA, 771 nt
Organism: Tinamus guttatus (white-throated tinamou)
Lineage: Eukaryota; Metazoa; Chordata; Aves; Tinamiformes; Tinamidae
Source: RefSeq, a predicted model, not a curated record